Messenger RNA from Mugil cephalus (flathead mullet), 1585 nucleotides. It is a transcript of the gene anp32b, whose product is annotated as acidic (leucine-rich) nuclear phosphoprotein 32 family, member B. Gene Ontology annotation, cellular component: nucleus. Gene Ontology annotation, biological process: regulation of apoptotic process. The record is from RefSeq and is a predicted model, not a curated record. NCBI's taxonomy places the organism in Eukaryota, Metazoa, Chordata, Actinopteri, Mugiliformes, Mugilidae. The transcript is spliced from 7 exons. Bases 604 to 1398 code for a protein of 264 amino acids. Gene Ontology annotation, molecular function: histone binding.
ACAAUAAUCACACAUUUGCAAGGUCUUAGUAAUAUUAAAAAAAUAAAAUAAAAAUUAGCAUCAUCUUUUUUUUACCUGCACAGGUGAGAUAAAUCAGCUGUAUAUGAUGAAUACAUCAAAAAGCGGGUAUUUUCUGUUUAUUAAAGAAACAAAUAAACAAAGUUCACAUGUGACCUACUUUUAAUCCUAUGGGUUGAAUUAUAUUUUUCCGGGUGUGUUCGGGGUAUUUUUUUUUUUUAAUUAAUACAACUGACUUUACACACAAGUAAAUAAAUAAAGAAAUAAACGUGUUCGGUAAAUAUGGUUGAGAAAUGUUGUAGAAAUAAAUUGCAGCACAGCACCGUUACAGGGCAGCGUCAUGUUUUGUGACUGCAAUGCCUUUUUAGAGGCGAUGGGCGUUUCUGGACGUAGAUGGCGCUGUUGAGCAUAUAUUUUGUUUCAGUCCCGUUUCCCUCCAUGGUUUCCCCUCUCUCCGACUAACUUAGCGUUAGGCUCAGUUCAUUAUACAGUCCUAUAUUCUCCCUCCAUUAGGGCAUCUCUGCCUUUGGACUGAAGAUCCCACCAAAACCCAAGAGAGAAAAGUUUCACUUCCACGGGGGCAAGAUGGACAUGAAGAAGAGGAUCCACUUGGAGCUAAGAAACAGGACACCGUCUGAUGUACGAGAACUCGUCCUUGACAAUUGUCGAUCAGUUGAAGGAAAAAUCGAGGGCCUCACAGCUGAGUUUGUCGACCUGGAAUUCCUCAGUUUGAUAAAUGUCGGCCUAAUGUCAGUCUCCAACCUGCCUAAACUAGGAAAACUGAGAAGGCUGGAGUUGAGUGACAACAGAAUCAGUGGCGGCCUUGAUGUUUUAGCAGAGAAACUUCCCAACCUCACACAUCUAAACCUGAGUGGCAACAAAUUGAAAGACAUCAGCACGUUGGAACCAUUGAAAAAGCUGGACAACCUGAAGAGUUUGGACCUGUUCAACUGUGAAGUGACAAACCUCAACGACUACAGAGAGAGCGUGUUCAAACUGCUGCCCCAGCUCACCUACCUGGACGGCUACGACUUGGAGGACAGGGAAGCCUCCGACUCCGACGGAGAGGUGGACGGAGACGGCGUGGACGACGAUGAAGACGAAGAGGGAGAGGAGGAGGAGGACGAGGACGGAGAGGAGGAGGACUUUGACGAGGAAGAGGAGGACGAGGAAGACGAGGAGGAGGUAGAAGGAGAAGAAGAUGACGAGGAAGUCAGUGGUGAUGAUGAGGAGGAAGACUUCGGUCAAGACGGAGAAGUAGAUGAAGAGGAUGAAGAUGAGGAGGAAGAUGAAGAUGAAGCAGAAGCCGGCAAAGGCGAGAAGAGAAAGCGAGACCAAGAGGACGACGAUGACGACGACGACGACGAAGACGACGAUUAAAAGCAAAACUGAAAACGAGAGCCUACCGAGUUACCCUUCCUCCCCCCCACAAACCCCCAACGUCCGCCCUCCUUACAAGUCGCACCGCCUUUGUAAUCCACGUCUACCCGCCCAGCUCAGAGCUCUUUUUAUGGGGCAAGACUGUACCGGAUGGGUGGGCCGAGUGGAGCUGCCCCCCCUGCCCCCC